CACACACAGACAGAACACAAGUGACAGAACAACAAGACGAAGAAGAAGAAGAAGAUGAUGCCCAGAUGCUCUGUUCAAUCGAAUGAUGUUCAGCUCUUCCAGAGCUUAACUGGGCUUCAACAGCUUGCCGAAACCCACCGUUUCAAGGCCUGGUUCUUAGAUCAGUUUGGAGUCCUCCAUGACGGGAAGCAGCCUUAUCCUGGUGCAAUCACAACAUUAAAAAACCUAGCAAGUACUGGUGCAAAAAUGGUAAUUAUAAGUAAUUCCUCAAGACGCUCGUCUACAACCAUGGAGAAAUUGAGAAGCCUUGGGUUUGAUCCUUCUCUAUUUGUCGGAGCCAUCACGAGUGGAGAAUUAACACAUCAGAACUUGCAAAGGAGAGAUGAUGCUUGGUUUGCAGCACUGGGAAAAUCUUGCAUUCAUAUGACUUGGAGUGCUCGUGGUGCCAUAUCUCUUGAGGGCCUGGGAUUACAAGUUGUGGAGAAUGUUCAGGAUGCUGAAUUUAUUUUGGUCCAUGGUACCGAGGCCUUAGGGCUUCCUUCUGGUGAUGCGCUUCCCAUGAAACUUGAGGAACUGGAAAGUAUAUUGGAACAAUGUGCUGCUAAACACAUCCCUAUGGUGGUAGCCAAUCCAGAUUUUGUGACUGUCGAGGCUAGAGCCUUGCGUGUAAUGCCUGGGACUCUGGCUGCCAGGUAUGAAAAGCUGGGGGGUGAAGUGAAAUGGAUGGGCAAGCCUGAUAAGGUCAUCUACAAAUCAGCAAUGGCGUUAGCUGGUGUAGACCCUGUUGAUUCUAUAGCAGUGGGUGAUUCUCUUCACCAUGACAUUAAGGGUGCAAAUGCAGCUAUAAUCCAAUCAGUUUUUAUCACAGCUGGGAUCCAUGCAACUGAACUUGGACUCAGUAGUUUUGGAGACAUUGCGGAUAUAUCUUCUGUGCAAGCUCUUGCUUCCAAAUACGAUGCUUACCCAUCAUACGUGUUACCUGCGUUUACAUGGUAGAACAGAAUAACGUUGUAAAGAUUUGCUUUCUUCCAACAACUGCAAGGAAGAUGACUAGUUAUUAUUUGGAAUUGGAGCAAACUUAUAUUUUAGCUACCAUUGUUUGAGACCUUAUACCAUUGGAGUUUGUAAUCUUGCUUUAACGAAUGAAUGAAGAUCAAUUAGGAGUUUACCCGCUUAAA
Prunus dulcis (almond) is the source of this 1178-nucleotide messenger RNA. RefSeq names its product glycerol-3-phosphate phosphatase. NCBI's taxonomy places the organism in Eukaryota, Viridiplantae, Streptophyta, Magnoliopsida, Rosales, Rosaceae. The transcript is spliced from 7 exons. The record is from RefSeq and is a predicted model, not a curated record. Gene Ontology annotation, molecular function: phosphatase activity. Gene Ontology annotation, cellular component: chloroplast. Bases 55 to 996 code for a protein of 313 amino acids.